AGUAUGUUACUAGUAAUGGACUUCUCAGAUUACAAAGUAUUAUUACGUCGAAAAGGUCAUAGUCUUUAUUUAAAAAUGUUUAGAUCUGUGCUUUUAAUUUCCUUCUUGUUAAUUAAUUACAUGGUUUUCGAUAUCGCUGCUAUGACAGCUGAUCAGAAAGCAAUGAUACACAAGCACUUUGAAGAAAUAGGUAUAGAGUGUAUAAAAGAUCACGUUAUCACAAAAGAUGAUAUCACCAACCUCAAAGCAAAGAAGAUGCCUUCUGGCGAUAAUGCUCCUUGCUUCCUAGCUUGCAUGCUCAGAAAACUAGGCGUCUUGGAUGAUGCUGGCUUACUUCAGAAAGAGACAGCACUGGAUCUCGCUAAAAAAGUUUUUAAUGAUAACGAAGAAUUAAAACUGAUUGAAAAUUAUCUCCACUCCUGUUCGCAUAUUAAUUCCGAGCCAGUAGGAGACGGUGACAAAGGCUGUGAACGUUCUAUGCUGGCUUACAAGUGCAUGAUAGAAAAUGCAUCGCAGUUUGGAAUUGAAAUUUAAUGGAAAUAUUUACUAUCUGAAAUUAAUUUAACCAGUGAAAAAUGGAAUGUAUGUUUAUUUUAAAUUAAUUAUUAAUAUAAGCGAAUAAAUGUAAAGAUAAACAAUGUUUUCAAUAACUAAUAAAUAAAAAUGGUAAAUAA
This is a messenger RNA of Vanessa tameamea, 674 nucleotides long. RefSeq names its product general odorant-binding protein 19d-like. The coding region runs from base 4 to 534 and encodes 176 amino acids. The transcript has 5 exons. The record is from RefSeq and is a predicted model, not a curated record. Lineage: Eukaryota; Metazoa; Arthropoda; Insecta; Lepidoptera; Nymphalidae. Gene Ontology annotation, molecular function: odorant binding.